Leptonychotes weddellii (Weddell seal) is the source of this 4098-nucleotide messenger RNA. The record is from RefSeq and is a predicted model, not a curated record. NCBI's taxonomy places the organism in Eukaryota, Metazoa, Chordata, Mammalia, Carnivora, Phocidae.
AUGAAGAGACGCUCAGCUGCCUUAGAGAUCCUGAAUUUGAAAGAACUCUCUGUGCACAGAGGGCUGUGGGAAAACCAAUGGUUGUUAUCAUCUGUAAUCUCACAUCUCUAUACGCCCCUGACAGGUGCCAUCCGGAUUCCAACAGUGUCUUUCAGCCCCGAGAACGUUAAUGCAACAGCCCUGGCUGAGUUUGGAGAAUACAUUCGUACAGUUUUUCCGACAGUUUUCAAAACCAGCUUUAUCCGGCAUGAAGUCAUAGGAGAGUACAGCCACCUGCUCACUGUCCGAGGCUCAGACCCUAGCUUGCAGCCCUACAUGCUAAUGGCGCACAGUGACGUGGUGCCCGCCCCUGACGAAGGCUGGGAGGUGCCCCCGUUCUCUGGCUUGGAGCGUGAUGGCUUCAUCCAUGGCCGAGGCACACUGGACAACAAGAACUCUCUGAUGGCAAUCCUGCAGGCCCUGGAGCUCCUGCUGAACAGAAACUACAUCCCCCGAAGAUCUUUCUUUAUUGCUCUGGGCCAUGAUGAAGAGGUGUCAGGGCAGAAUGGGGCUCAGAAGAUCUCAGCCCUGCUACAGGCAAGGGAUAUCAAACUAGCCUUCAUUGUGGACGAGGGAAACUUCAUCUUGGAUGGUUUCAUUCCCCACCUCAAGAAGCCCUUUGCCAUGAUUGCAGUCUCAGAGAAGGGUUCGAUUAACCUCAGGCUGGAAGUAAACAUGACUCCAGGCCACUCCUCAGCUCCCCCAAAGGAGACAAGCAUCGGCAUCCUCGCAGCCGCCGUCAGCCGCCUGGAGCAGACACCAAUGCCGAACAUGUUUGGAAGCGGCCCAUUGAAAAUGACGUUGCAGGAACUGGCACAUGAGUUCUCCUUCCCUGCCAAUAUUAUCUUGAGCAACCUGUGGCUAUUUGGGCCGCUUGUAAGCAGGUUAAUGGAGAGGAAUUACAUAACCAAUGCGCUGGUCAGGACCACCACGGCACUCACCAUGUUCAAUGCAGGAGUCAAGGUGAAUGUCAUCCCCCCGGUGGCCCAGGCCAUAAUCAACAUCCGGAUUCACCCUGCGCAGACUGUCCAGGAGGUCCUAGACCUCGUCAAGAACAUUGUGGCUGACAACCGGGUCCAGUUCCACGUGUUGACUGCCUUUGACCCCCUCCCUGUCAGCCCCUCCGAUCAUCAGGCCUUGGGCUACCAGCUGCUCCGCCAGACCAUACAGUCCAUCUUCCCGGAAGUCAGCACUGUUGUCCCAGGCAUUUGUAUUGGCAACACGGACAGCAGACAUUAUACAAACCUCACCACCAGCAUCUACCGGUUCAACCCUCUCUACCUGCAUCCUCAGAGCUUCCGUAGCAUCCACGGAAUCAAUGAGAAAAUCUCAGUCCCAGCCUACGAGACCCAGGUGAAAUUCAUCUUUGAGUUUAUCCAGAACGCUGACGCAGACCAGGAGCCAGCGCCUCACCAGCACGAACUGUGAGGUCGAGGAGCCAGCUGGAUUAGGGGUGCCUGACCCCAGCCAUGAUUAACCCAACGGGGAAAGCUCAUGUUGAUGAAACUUUGGGUCAAAACCACUUGGUGAUCCAUCACCCACCAGCCUUACUCACUCCUGAAGUCACCAAAGAUCAAGGCCAAGGGGUAGGGCAGGGCCGGCAGGAACCUGGCUUCUUCCUCCAAGCAACCGCAUCCCUCAGCCGACCAGCAUUUACUGCCUUCUUGUCCCGAUCUCAGAAGUUACCAGGCUUGUUGGUCUUACACUGGUUAUUUAACUGCUCUUUGUAAAGGCCUGACUUGACAAAUGCAGAUUUGGAAAACCUCAACCAGGUUUUACCUUCUAGAGGCGUGUAAUUUCGGGCAUGCUCGCCAGGCUGCCUUCUCCAUCACUGAUAUAUUUCUUUUUGCUGUAACUUCCUUUCUUGUCCUCCCCCUUGCCUUGGAUUUUUUAGCUGGCCCUUCAUCUCUCCUCUCCUGCCCCUGCAUCCCUCCCCCUGCAUCCCUCUAAUUUAUUCUACAUCUGGAGCAGAACUUAGUCAAACUGUGAUACUACCGUAAUUACCACAACAACCGGGUCAAAUAAAGUGAGCGAUGUAGCAUCAAGCGGUCACUGAGAGGUGAAACUGAGGCAGGGGACUUUGCAGGCACCCCAAACCUCCUGGUUCUGGAGGCUGGAGCCUAGAGAAGAAAGCCUCUGUCCUUGGGCUCCUCCCAAGGGCUCCCUGGGCUUUGCUCCCUCCUCCCUCCCCUGUCCUGUCCCUGCCACCCUGCUGCUGCUGUCCCACCCCAGGAGGCACUAAUCUGUGGAAACAUUUCCCUGGCACAUCCUAUAGGCUGAGCUCCCAAGAGAAGCGCACGCAUGAUCCUGCCUUGCAGUGAGGCCCAGGACCAGCAGGGCUCUGGCAUCAAGUCCUGGUUCUGACCUCUCAAAACGAAGUGGUGGGUAUGGGGUGGGGGAGCAAGGAGGAGCCUGACUUGAGGGGCUCUGCCCCAGGUGGUGGGCAGAGGAGGGGCAAGCUACUCUGCCUUAGGGGACAGCAGAGCCCCUGUCCUCUUUCUCUGGAAUCCAACCCUGAGCAUAUUUGAAUCCGCUUAGUAGCUGCCAGGUAAGGGGCAUUGGAAGGCAGCCUCUCUUGGCUCAAGGCUGGGAGCUGAGCUUUGUGAGUCACAAGGGAGUUGGGGUCAGAGAGGGAGACCAGAGGAGCUGGGACUUGAAGACUCCCUCUUUUUUGCCUCACCAAAGACCUUUCGUGCCUUCCUGGGGUUUGACAGCAGAGGCUCCUUUUCCCACCUCACAACCCCCAUAUCCCCAUUUCCUUACCUCCCUCUGUGCCCUUGGCCGUGAGCCCUUCCUUAGAGCUUAGGCUUAAUGGAAAGAGUUAGAAACAGUGUGGGGAUUAUUUGAGCUUUUUCGCCACUCCGCCUAAGAUUCACAUUCCUUCCCUCACCCUCCCUUUUUUUUGGCCAAUUCAGGACUUAUUCAGCCUUUGUUAGAGAGGGUGAGCUGAAGAACAGACAAUCUUUCACCUUCGUACAGAGCUGUACAAAGUGCUUUCGUACACCUUAUUUAUUUCAUCGGAGCCCCACGAAGAAAGUAUUAUUACCCCUUCUUACAGAGAAGGAAUUGGUCCUCAAAGGGGUUACACACCUAGCUGGGGGCAGAUCCAAGCCCAUGUCACCUGGCCCCAAAUGCACCAUUGUUCCAUGGUCCUAAUUAAUAAUGGAAUCUACUUCCCAACCAUUAUCUUAAUCCUCACAACAGCUCCAAGGUGUUAGUGCUCCUAUUUUAUAGAUGAGACAACUAAGACCCAGAGAUUAAGUAAUUUGCCCAAGGUCGUGCAGGUGUUGGGGGCAAAGUCUCUCUGAGUCCAAAGCCUGUGCUAAGAGUACUGAAGAGGAAAGAAACUGAGACUCAAAGAGGUCAUCUGCCCAAGAUGCCAUAGCUCUUAAAGGGCAGCCCCAGAAUUCAAAUGCCAGUCAAAAAUCCCCAAGUCCAAGUUUGCAAUUGCACCACACUGCCUGCCCCCAGAACCUCUGAUGUGUAGCUCAUUCAUUUCGAUCCAAGGAGAUCUCAAGGACAAAGUCUGUUUUACCAUUGGCUUUGGUUCUUAGCUCAAGCUCUCGCUGUUCCCCUGGCUGACCUCUCUCUAUUCACACCUCUCCCUCUGUCUGCCAACAUUCCUUACCACCCCCACCCCAGCUUCUGGGUUCAGCUUUUUUCGCUUCUCUGAGUUUGGGGACAGCUGGGUCUCUAAUAAUCCAUGGGAUAACUGGGAGAAGACUGAGUGGGGACGUUGUCCCCACUGGGUCUCACCACUCUCCUCUAGUGCCAGAAAGGAUAGUCUUUCCAGACUCUGGAGUGGGAAAGAAGGCCCUUGAGAGGGAACAGCUCCAAAUCCCGGUUGGAAGAAUGCAGACCUUCCAGCCCUGUGGCCCUUGAAGGCUUCUGAAAAGAGUGGCCGAGAGUGCUGGCCAGACCAGGACAACAUGAGCUCUAAGACUCUGGGCAGAAUGGGACAAUGAAUCUGGAACUUUCCUCCACCCCUACCUGCAUCCAUCUACCACUCCCCAAAUCCACCUUGAAAAAGCUCCUGCUAUAAACCUACAUCCCAUCAGG